Messenger RNA from Quercus lobata, 2872 nucleotides. Its product is annotated as heat shock 70 kDa protein 16-like. Gene Ontology annotation, molecular function: ATP binding; ATP-dependent protein folding chaperone. Gene Ontology annotation, cellular component: nucleus; cytosol. The coding region runs from base 280 to 2562 and encodes 760 amino acids. Lineage: Eukaryota; Viridiplantae; Streptophyta; Magnoliopsida; Fagales; Fagaceae. The record is from RefSeq and is a predicted model, not a curated record. Gene Ontology annotation, biological process: protein folding. The transcript has 10 exons.
UUUGUUUUGGCGAACAUUUCGCAUGCUUUCUCUCUCUGCCACCACUUCUUAAAAUCUUUCUUCAAAUUCUGUGGUGCUUUCCAUUUUGGUUUCUACGUCUUUCUCGAGCGUCCAAAAAGAAAACCUGUUCCUCAAUAAGCAAUAAGGGCGUGGAUCAAGUGUGAGGAGGAAUGAAGUUUUUGGUUGGUUGAGGAAAGUGGGAAUUUGGACUUAUUAAUUUAGUUGCUACUUUUUGUUCUUGCUAAAUUUGUGGUUUAGUCUGAUUUUGAGUCAGUUGAAAUGAGUGUGGUGGGCUUUGACAUCGGAAAUGAGAACUGUGUAAUAGCUGUGGUGAAGCAGCGUGGUAUUGAUGUUUUAUUGAAUGAUGAAUCGAAUCGCGAAACCCCGGCAGUGGUAUCUUUUGGGGAGAAGCAAAGGUUUCUGGGGUCUGCUGGUGCUGCUUCUGCUAUGAUGAACCUGAAGUCCACAGUAUCUCAGGUGAAGAGAUUGAUUGGUAGAAAAUUUAAGGAGCCAGAUGUUCAAAAUGAGCUAAAAAUGUUCCCAGUUGAAACUUCAGAAGGCCCAGAUGGUGAGAUUUUGGUUCAUAUGAAGUACUUGGGUGCAACCCAUACAUUUAACCCAGUUCAGAUUAUGGCAAUGCUCUUUUCUCAUUUGAAAGAGAUAACAGAGAAAAGUUUGGAAAUUCCCAUUUCAGAUUGUGUAAUUGGGGUCCCAUCAUACUUCACAGAUUUGCAGAGACAUGCAUAUUUGAAUGCUGCAACAAUUGCUGGGUUGAAGCCUUUGAGAUUGAUGCAUGACUGCACUGCAACUGCUCUUAAUUAUGGGAUUUACAAAACGGAUUUUCCUACUUCGGGCCCAAACUGUGUUGUGUUUAUUGACAUUGGUCAUUGUGAUACCCAGGUCUCUAUUGCAUCAUUUGAGGCUGGGCAUAUGAGGAUUUUAUCACAUACUUUUGACGGAAGCUUGGGAGGGAGAGAUUUUGAUGAGGUUUUGUUUAGUCAUUUUGCUGCACAAUUCAAGGAGCAGUACCAUAUUGAUGUGUACUCUAAUGUCAAAGCAUGCAUCAGGCUGCGAGCAGCAUGCGAGAAGCUGAAGAAAGUUUUGAGUGCAAAUCCAGAGGCACCUCUGACCAUUGAGUGUUUGAUGGAGGAGAAAGAUGUUAAGGGCUUUAUCAAGAGAGAAGAAUUUGAGAAGCUAGCUUCAGGAUUGUUGGAGAGGCUUAGCAUUCCUUGUAAAAAAGCCUUUGCUGAUGUAGGGUUGCCUGAAAAGAUCCAUUCUGUUGAGCUUGUUGGCUCAGGAUCUAGGAUUCCAGCAAUUACUAGACUGAUAGCUUCUCUAUUCAGGAGAGAACCCAGACGGACACUGAAUACAAGUGAAUGUGUGGCACGUGGAUGUGCUCUUCAGUGUGCAAUGCUUAGUCCAGUUUUUCGGGUCAGAGAAUAUGAGGUUCAAGAUAUAAUUCCUUUCUCCAUAGGAUUCUCAUCAGAAGAAGGCCCAGUUGGCACAGGAUCAAAUGGCAUACUUUUCCGGAGAGGCCAGCCCAUUCCAAGUAUUAAACUUCUGACAUUUCAACGAAGUAGUACAUUCCAUUUGGAAGCAUUCUAUGCGAAUCAACAAGAAUUGCCUCCUGGUGUGUCAUCAAAAAUCAGUUGUUUCACGAUUGGCCCUUUCAGCAUCUCCCAUGGUGAAAAGGCAAGGGUUAAAGUUAAAGUUAUAUUAAACCUGCAUGGAAUUGUCAGUGUUGAGUCAGCUACGUUGAUAGAAGAUCAUGUAGAUGAUUCAGUCACAAGGGGCAAUACUCAUUCAAAUAUUUCUGGUUCUUCUGAUAUGGUUGCAAAUGGUGUUGAAGAUAGUAGCAUUACACAGCCAAAAUCUUCACAUGCUUCUGCUGAUGGAUUGAGAGAAGAUAAAGCGACCAGGAGGCUUGAGAUACCAGUUAGCGUAAAUACAUAUGGUGGAAUGACUGAGGCUGAGCUCUAUGAAGCCCAACAAAAAGAAAUUCAGCUGGCCCAACAGGACAGAGCUGUAGAACUAACAAAAGAAAGGAAGAAUGCCUUAGAAUCUUAUGUGUAUGAGAUGCGGAAUAAGCUGUUCAACACAUAUCGGAGCUUUGCAAGUGAUCAGGAGAGAGAGGGCAUAUCUAGAAGCCUACAACAGACGGAGGAGUGGCUUUAUGAUGAUGGGGAUGACGAAACUGAAAAUGCUUAUACUUCAAAAUUAGAGGGUCUAAAGAAGUUGGUGGAUCCAAUUGAUAAUCGUUAUAAAGAUGAAGAAGCAAGAGCACAAGCUACAAGAGAUCUGCUGAAGUCCGUUGUGGAUUAUAGGAUGUCUGUAGAUUCGAUCCCACCUGAAGAUCGAGAAAUGAUCGUUAAUGAGUGCAAUAAAGCAGAGCAGUGGCUAAGAGAGAAAUCCCAACUACAAGAUUCCAUGCCCAAGAACACCGACCCAGUAUUAUGGUCAGCCGAUAUCAAGAGAAGGAAAGAGGAUUUGGACAUGACAUGUAAGCAUAUACUGAGAUCAAAGGCUUCUCCUCCAAAUCCAGAGGACCAGGGGUCAGACUAGCACAAUAUUUACAAUCAACACAUGAAUACUAUGCUGUGGUGAUGCCUCCAUACUCCAUAGGUUUGAGAUUUGAAUCUCGUCUACUUUCUGGUAGAUUAUCCUUUUAUUUUUUUUUCUUUCUUUUUCAACUUCUUUUCUCUUUUGUGAAUUGUGAUAUGAGGGAGUAAUCCAAGAGAAUUGUAGUUAACAUCGGCCCCAGUUUUUGCUUGGUUGCCUCGGCCCUAGGCCUUGAACAACAAUAAUGAAAAUAGUUUUCAAUUUUUUGCAAUUCCGGUUAAAUUGGACCUGUCAUUGUGGAUAAUAAUUCUUA